This is a messenger RNA of Saprolegnia parasitica CBS 223.65, 1618 nucleotides long. RefSeq lists its product as hypothetical. Gene Ontology annotation, biological process: xenobiotic detoxification by transmembrane export across the plasma membrane. The record is from RefSeq and is a predicted model, not a curated record. Gene Ontology annotation, molecular function: antiporter activity; xenobiotic transmembrane transporter activity. The coding region runs from base 1 to 1473 and encodes 490 amino acids. Lineage: Eukaryota; Oomycota; Saprolegniomycetes; Saprolegniales; Saprolegniaceae. The transcript has 8 exons. Gene Ontology annotation, cellular component: membrane.
AUGAGCGACGAGGCCCAGAGCUUGCUCCCGACGGAUGCGUCGCCUGCGUACGCCCCGCCGCCCGCCGACCUCGAGAAGGCCAUCGAGACGCCGACGAGCACGCGCGCCGAGAUCGUCUCGCUCGUGCAGCUCGCCUAUCCAUUGGUCGCGACCUUUGCAAUGGAGUUCCUGCCCGGCUUCCUCUCGGUCGCGCUUGUUGGUCACCUCAACUCGGCGUACACGAAGGAGUUUGUGGAUGCGGCAGCGCUCUCGACUGUCUUUCUCAACGUCUCUGGCUUGUCGAUCGGCUUUGGCCUCGCGUCGGCCAUGGACACGCUCUGCUCGCAGUCGGUCGGUGCUGGCAAGAUCUACAUGCUCGGCGUGUACCUCCAAAGUGGCAUGAUUGUCCUCUCGCUCGCGUACAUUCCGAUGGUGCUCAUGAACUACAACACGACGUACUUCCUCAACCUCCUCGGCCAAGAUGCGAUGGUGGCGUCGCUGGCUGGCGAGUUUUCGCGCGUGACUGUGUUUUGCCUCCCGAGCCUCUUCUUGUACGAGCUCCUCAAGAAGGUGCUGCAGGCCCAGCACAUUGUCGCGCCCAUGGCGUACAUUGCGGUCGCGAGCAACUUUAUCUACAUCGCAGUCGGGUACUACCUCUGCUACCACACGAGCCUCGGGUUUAUUGGCGCGGCGUAUGCGCGCUUGGUGAGCAACUUUUGCAUGCCGCUCAUGGUGCUGCCGUACUUGCUCUGGAACCCGGUGUACACGACGUGGUGGCCGGACGAGCACACCAUGUCGUCGCAGUGGGGCGAAGCCUUUGCCCACGUGUACGAGUUUGUCACGUUUGGUGUGCCGGGCAUGCUCAUGAUGCUUAUGGAGUGGUGGGCGUUCGAGAUGCUGGCGCUCAUGGCUGGCUGGAUGCCCAACCCCGUCCUCUCCAUCAGUGUGCACUCGGUCUUGAUUAACCUAUCGGCCAUGGCGUACAGUCUCUUUCUCGGCAUCUCGGUCGCCACGACAAUCCGAGUUGGCAACGCGCUCGGCGCCUAUGAGCCGCAGCGCGCCAAGGCGAUCGGCAAGGCCGCGUACUGCGUGUCGUUGGCCGCUGCCAUGUUGGUCGCGACGUUCUUCCUUGCCACCCACAACGUCCUUCCCGCCUUUUUCAUCAACGACCCGAGCUCCAUCGCGCAAACGCAGCGCUCGCUGUACUUUUUUGUCAUCUUUGAGGUCCUCGACGCCAUGAACUGCGUCGCCCAAGGCAUCCUCCGCGGCAUGGGUCGCCAAGCCAUCGGUGCGUAUGUGAAUGCGAUGGCCUACUACGUGGUCGGCAUUCCUGUCGCCGGCGUCGUUGGCUUUUACUGCGAGCUCGAUGUUCAAGGUCUCUGGAUUGGCAUCGCCGUCGGCGUCUUCUCCGCCUUCUGCGUCUACUCGUGGACGCUUCAGCACACCAACUGGCGCGCGAUGGCCGACAAGGCGGUUGAGCGCAUGACAGACUAAUGCGACGCAACCGCAACAUAGAUUUUUCACCGGCAGCACCACGUUCUUAUUGUAAAACUUGGUGGCGCACGUGGCCCGAAGCUCUUCGGUCUGGCGACAGGAUCGUUGAGAUCACUGCCGAAGACCCUUUCAACCUCGAUUUGCA